AUGCUGUUUGCUGCUGGUUCCUAUGAGCGGUUCCUCUUUGGCUUCGAAUGGGACCAGGAGCAGGCCACCUCCUCGCUGACAAAGUCCUUCACGCAUCCAGCCCACAAGGGCGCCAUCCGGAGCAUCGCUGCCGCGGGCCCAUUCCUGGCAUGUGGCGGGUCGGAGGACACCAUUCACAUCUACAACCUGCGCACCAACAAGGACCUGGGCUUCCUGAUGGCCCCCGGCGAGGGCGCGGUGACGGCGGCUGUGUUCCACACCCCCACGGGGCGCAGCACCCCCACGCACCUCCUCACCGGCUCCGCCGACGGCUCGCUGUCCAUCUGGGGCGUGGGCGGGGAGUGGACAUGCCUGAAGACCUUCAAGGCGCACACCAAGGAGGUGACGGGCGUGGCGGUGCACCCCUCCGGCCGCGUCGCGCUUUCCAUCUCCAGGGACGGUACGCUGCGCAUCUGGGACCUGGUGAAGGGCCGCAGCACGUUCGCCACCAAGCUGCCGCAGGCCGCGGAGGCCAUCACCUUCAGCCCCAGCGGCGACGUGUACGCGCUACUGGCCGGGGCCGUGCUCAGCAUGCACAGCGUGGCGGCAGAGUCCAGCACCGCGCUGGCCACGCUGAGCCACGAGCGCCGGGUGCUGUGCCACGCUUUCCACGGCGAGGACGUGCUGCUGACAGGGUGCGACGACGGCUCGCUGCAUGCCUGGAGCAUCCCGGACGAGGCGGAGAUCCUGACCAUCCCCGAGGCGCAUGGCAGCCGCAUCCGGGGCCUGGCCGUUGCGCCCCAGUCGUCUGCCUCGGAUGCGUCCUCUUCGAUCCAGGCCAGCAAGAGCCCUAGCACAGCACACGCCCUUCCCAGGCUGGUGGGCACGGCGUCGAGCGACGGCACCCUGCGGCUCUGGAACCUGGAGGACAUCCGGGCGGGGGCGGGGGGCGCCGCGCCGCAGCCGCUGGCGGAGGUGGACACCCGGGCGAGGCUCACCUGCCUGACGGCCAUGCUGAGCCCCACGGAGCUCGCUGCGCAGCACGCGGCGGAGCGAGAGGCGAUGAAAGCAGCGGCCGCGCUGCGCAAGGCGAAGAAACGGCGGACGGAGCCGGAGGCGGGGGAGGCGGGGGAGGGGACAAGGGCCACGAAGGCGACAAAGGCAAGAAGGACGAAAGAGGCGGAGGAGCUCCGGGGCGGGGCAGAAGCCCCCGCACCGCAGCAUGACAGGACGAGCAAGGGCAACAAGGAGGAGGGCAAGAGUGCCGGCCCGAGGAAAGGCCUCCGUGCAGGCUCGGAGUCUGAGGCAGCAGCGCGCCCGGAUCGCAGGCCGGGCCAGGCCCCGCGCCCAGUCCUGCCCGCCCGGCCCGGCGUGGUGGACUUUGUGAGCGACGCGGACCUCCUGGCGCAGCGCUCCAAGCGCCAGUCCAUGCAGGCCCGCGUGGCGCGGGGGAGGAAGGCGGCGCACCGACCCAUCGGACCGGCGGCCCCUUGA
Molecule: messenger RNA, 1473 nt
Organism: Auxenochlorella protothecoides
Lineage: Eukaryota; Viridiplantae; Chlorophyta; Trebouxiophyceae; Chlorellales; Chlorellaceae
Product: P21-activated protein kinase-interacting protein 1-like protein
Exons: 3
Coding region: 1-1473 (490 amino acids)
Molecular function (GO): protein binding
Source: RefSeq, a predicted model, not a curated record